AGAGAGAGAGAGAGAGAUCGUUAUUACUCGACUUUAUUUCUGUAAACAGCUCCCUGAGGUUUCAAGGGGAGAAGCGAAGUCUUAUGUUAGUAGUAAACAUUCAGGAACAGCCGUUAUGUCUGUGGAAGUGCAGCGCGGUCUCGGAAGUGCGCGUUCACUGUUUCGGGGGACACACCAGGAAGAAGUGGGAGCGAUGAGUCUCUUCCAGUGCGCUACCUAAUGUAAACCUUCAAUCUCUCUGAAGGGAGCGGAGUGCGGACGGCGAGGGACAGAGGCGGCAGCGCCCGGCUGAGAACUGUGAACAGAGCGCUCCCCUCCCCCGGACGGAACAAGCAUGUUGCCUGGGAGAGCAGCCGGCCGCGGGGAUUACGGAACCGAUCCGUCCGCUCAUAACAGAACGCACCUGGAGCAGUGGGUUCUGGAACAUAGCCUGUUCGCAUGAGGAACCGAAGGGAAAGAAAAAGUGUUGAACAUGAUGAAAGGAUAUGCCAUGGAAGCGGUUAAAGCCUCUCCCGAAAAGGUCUCUGGACAUCAGCUUGGGGGGAGCCUGUACCUGGCCAGGCCUGCCUGCGUGUGACGAGUGAACUGUGGCCCUCUCCUCCUAGUCUGUUGUUGCCUCUGUUAAAUUGGCCCUCGCUGGGCUGGAAGAGAAAUGCAAUGAGCUUUGCUAUCAUCAGAUAUCCCGGCAUGGACCAAACCGGGCUGCAGGGCCUUGCCACUUAAGUAGACCUCAGCUCCUCUGCCUGGGAUGAGUAAUUGCCACAGGAUUACCCCAAGACUUUCUCAACAGAGUGCACUUACCGCAAAUGCUAGUGCUGACCUAAGGUCUUAAAAGAACAUUCUUUGUUUUUCAUGUCUUUUUUUCACAGUGGAUUUUAUUCAGUUAGAUUUUUUCAUAUUGGUAUUGUUGCUGUCAUGACUGACUGAGUUCCUGGAGCCACAAUUCAGCUUGCACUAUGGAGUUACAGGGGAGACUGUGGAUUACGAACUGUGGGCCUUCUUUCCUGGGAUCUUGGAUAACGCUUUUGAUCAGCCUGCAGUUUUUGCAGCUUCACCUGGCCUUGGCCUGCCCAAAGGAGUGCCGCUGUGACAAAAUCUUCAUCUACUGCAACGAGCGCAGUCUGACAUCUGUGCCUCUGGGAAUACAGGAAGGAUACAAGACCCUCUUCCUCCACAACAACCAGAUCAACAAUGCCGGUUUCCCCCUGGAACUGCACAAUGUGGCCUCUGUGGAGACGGUCUACCUGUACGGCAACCAGCUAGAUGAGUUCCCCCUGAACCUGCCAAAGAACGUUCGGGUCCUCCACCUGCAGGAAAAUAACAUCCAGACGGUCUCCCGGGCAGCCCUGGCCCAGCUCUCCCGGCUGGAGCAGCUACACCUGGAUGACAACUCCAUCUCCACUGUGGGGGUGGAGGAGGGUGCCUUCCGGGAGGCAGUCAGCCUGAAGAUGCUCUUCCUUUCUAAGAACCAUCUGAGCAGUAUCCCUAUUGGCCUGCCUGAGGGCCUGAAAGAGUUGCGGCUGGAUGAGAACCGCAUUGCCAUGAUUGCAGAGGAAGCCUUCAGGAACGUGUCCAAGCUAGAGCGCCUCCUGCUGGAUGGAAACCUCUUGACGGAUGAUGGCAUCCCCCCCUACACCUUCCGGGACCUGGUCAACCUCCGGGAGCUGUCCAUGGCCAGGAACUCCCUGACGGUGCCCCCACCCCUGCCACCAGGAAACUUCCUGCUGCGGCUCAGCCUGCAGGAAAAUCAGUUGGUGGAAAUUCCUGUGUCAACCUUUUCCCACCUCAACCAGCUCCUGAAGCUGGAUAUCUCCAACAACCAGCUACAGUCUCUGACGGAGGGGGUCUUCAAUGGCCUGGUAAACCUGAAGCAGUUAACUGUCCGCAACAACCUGUGGCGUUGUGACUGUGGGAUCAGGUGGGUGAUCAUGUGGCUAAAGAGCCUGCCGCCAAUGAUUAACGUCCGGGGGUUCAUGUGCCAGAGCCCCGAACAGGCACGGGGCAUGGCAGUACGAGAGCUCAAUCUGGAUGCAGUUCAGUGCCCAGAGAGCACUGGCACCCCCUCUUUACCAUGGUUUACCCCUCUGCCCACAUCCCUUGCACCUGCCACUGUCACCCUGCCUCCUUCACCCAUGUUCUCUCCUGCAACCCCACCCCCUUUGCUCCCCAUACCCACGACAGAUUGUGACCAGGGUGGUCCUGCCCUCCUGCCACCCCGCCCCCCACAUAUAGAUCCUCUGCAGAUAUCAUUCCACGUGGUGAACGACACCUGUAUCCAGGUGAUUUGGAGCUCUGGCUUUCCUGUUACUGCAUACAAGGUCUCCUGGGCCAAGAUGGGACAGAGUCUGGUAGGUGACAAACUGCAGGAGCAAACUGUUGGGGGGGACCGUCGGCGGUUGGACCUGGUAAAACUGGAGCCUAAGUCCACUUACCGCAUUUGUGUCUACAUCCUGGACAGCUUCAAUAGCUACCGUCCAGGAGACGAUACCAUCUGCUCAGAGGCCACCACUAAAUCCUCUCCUUACAGGCCCAGCAACAAGGCCGGUGGGCCAGAGCAGGCCACACAACAGAAUGCCGGCUCUCAGAUCUUGCUGGCUGGCCUGAUCGGGGGUGCAAUUGUGGUAGUCCUGGUGGUCCUCCUAAGCAUGUUCUGCUGGCACAUGCACAAGAGAGGGCCGUCCUCAUCCAAGUGGAAGUACAACCGGGGACGGAGAAAAGAUGACUACUGCGAAGCAGGGACAAAGAAGGACAACUCUAUCCUGGAAAUGACUGAAACUAGCUUUCAGAUUGUCUCCCUUAAUAACGAACAGCUCCUGAAGGGAGACUUCCGGAUACAGCCUAUUUACACCCCGAAUGGGGGGCUGGGCUUUGGGGACUGUCACCUUAGUAACAGCAGCAUAGCACACUGCAAAAGCAAUGUUCCAAAUGCUGACUGCUGUCACACAUGAUGGCUUUCAGUUCACUGUAGAAUCUUUGUAAUAAGAAUACACUUCACUUUUCUGUACUAUAUAUUUCGAAGACCUGUCUACAAUGUCAUUUAUACCGUGGACAACUAUGUGGAAUCUAUCUUUUUUCUAUUCCUUAGUAAACAUGCAAAAUGUUUUUUAAUUUGUUGGUUUUUUGGAGUGGUGUUACUCAAGCACUGAACAGAUGAGUUUAUACAAUCAAAGCUGUGGAGCUACUUCUUGCAGAUGCUGUUCAGUUUUUACUUUGGAGUGUUAUAAGGUCUGGAGUCUUUGCUAACCACAGAUGCAAAAUAUGCCUUUUGCACAGAAACACAUUAACCCCUUCACAGAACAGUGGUUAAGAUAACACAGUUGUCACUGAGUGUAAAAGCAUCUGAUUUGACUACGAAAGAAAAGUGGGGGUUUUGAUGCAGGACCUUGAAAAGAGGCUAACCAGCCAUGCAGGAUGGUUUUUGUGCAAAUCACAAGGAAACUGAAUUAAUUUCAGUACACAGUGAGUUUGACUGGGGAAAGGGAAUAAUGAAAACGAUCCUGUGAAUUAAGUUAGUAAUGCAUAGAAUCACCAAAGGUGGAAAAUCCAGGUUCAAUAGGUAAAAGUCCCCAGUAUUUUGUUCCAGUCACCUAGAUCUGCUAAUUAGCACAAUUGUUCAGCCAGGAGGUAAUUAGUGAAAUCAGCUGGCAGAGUUUAUGGGUGGAUGAAAUACAUGGACGGACUUUUACUUUCUGACCCCUGAAUUUUCCACCUCUGGGAAACACUUAUGUUUGCUUGUGCAGAAACUCCUGACCACCAGGGGCAGGUGUAUUCAUUCUAUACAGAAGACCUGUUCUUCAUGUAUUCUUGGAAAACACUGCAUCCAUUAACUUUUCUUUUUGGUUUAAACUAUCAGCAAUUUUGACACGUCACUUCUACAGACAAACACUUUGUUAUGCAAGCACUUUGUUUAUAGCAUUCAAUUAGAUUAUUGUGUUCUUCACAGCAUCAAUCAUCACAUUCCAGCCUCUUUUUAAAAUGAAUUGUGCACAAUUCUACUUGAUACAUAUCCUCUAAAAUGCACAUAUAUGUUUAUCAAUAAUUGAAAAAUAUGAAGGAACAAUUGUUUUCUGUGGUGGGUGGCAUUUGGGAAUUUAGUACCUCUUUGUCUUUCACCAGUCAAUCACAGGGAAAAUAGUAAUAAUAUCCCUGAAUUAUUAAUGGCAGUCAGCAUGGAUCAUUAGACUUCUUCAUUGGUUUUCUGAUUUCAAGCUGGCUAAGCAUGAAUUUAGCAUCUCUAGAGCCAGUGACAUCUGGUGAUGCCAAAAUGUCGAUAGAGGUGAUAAAAGUACACCAUUGAUCUGUGCAAAUUACCCAGGGUUCUGAUCUUAAAAAAAAGGUGAAUGAGUUUUUAUAUUUAACUGCUUUCCCAUCUCUUCAAAGGUAAAAUUAAAAUAUGUUCAGUAUUGCACAUGGUUCCUGAAAUGGCUUACAGUUUGAAAUGCAAUUUUCCACCCAUAAUGUAUUUAUUACAUACUUUUACUUGGGCUAAGUUGGAUUUGACAACAACUUCAUUUUACCUGGUCUAUUCAAAGAAUUCCCCCUCUAUAAUCCAACAUCCAAAAAUGGAGAAUUACAAAAAGACUGGAUUUUUCACCUGUAGUUUGCCUGACCAGCUAAAAGAGAUGAAGGUGAAAUUAAUCCAAUAACCAUACAUUUGACUUCCUUUUGCAUUUGCCCAUUUGGUCAGCCAGAAACCUAUGCUGGCUUAAACCUCACUAUGAUACAUUUGCUCAAAAGCAAAGUUAUCAUCUGGUUCAAACAAAUAUAUCUGGCAGCAUCUUACUCUGUGGUUACCAAAGUCUUUUUUUCUGGUUCUUAUUAAUUACAGAUGAAAAAAUGUUUAUGAAAUGUUAUAAGAACUGCACUCUGGUUUUCUGAGCCUUGUCAGAGCAUAAUGCUUCCUUUCUCAAAGGCAGGCAUCCACAGACAUUUAUACUAUAAAGCAGCUCAUUAAAUCUUCAGAGAGUGCUUAAGGAAACAAGGACUUCAGUUCACAAAGUCUAAAGCCUUGCUUCUGGUGUUUAUUCUUGACAAAAAGCUAGCGCUGUACCACAACUGCCAGUAUGAUAACUUGGUUGAUUUUGCCUUACCCUUACCCCAUUUUAAUAACAUCACUCAUGUUCCUACAGUCAAUCUGAGUCUUAAAUCAAUUGAUCUUUUGAUAAGAUGGAAAUAGUAAAAUAAUCACAAUAUGGGAAGCACAUGCUAAGAUCACAUCACACACAAUGUAUAGAAUGCCUGCCAUUUUGAAAAGUGUCUCAAUUAAUAAGGUUAAAAAUAAUAGUCAUUGAGGUGAGGCGAAUGUAGAGGGAAUUUAACUAUGACAUUCUGCUUUUUAUGUUGCUUUUUAUUUCUCCAUAACUCGUCUAGAAUACUCACAUUGCAGUGCUAAUGCACAUUACUGCACUGUAAUCAGUGGUUAUCAGCAGUUUCCGGUUUUUUUGUAUUCCUGGCAUACAUAACCUAAGAUGAUGCCUAGUGGAGGUCUGAAAUAAGCACGAAGGGAUUGCACCAUUAUUCUUGUCAUAAUUUCUCAAUGCAUCUACAAGUAAUCAGGUUGUUUUUGUAAGUUAUGACACUGAGUAAAUACUCACCAAGUUAUUAUUGCUCUUACUAUGGCAGCAUUUGCGCAUACUUUAUUCAUACAAUCAGUUCAGAAUGACUUGAGGAUCUAUUCAAUCCAACUGCAAAGCAUAUAAAGAAAAUAUAAAUAUAAAUAAUAAAAAUAAUAAUAAUAAUAAUAAUAAUAAUAAUAAUAAUACAUUUAAAAAAAUGUUUUACUGUAGACAACUCUGCAACUUUCCCAUUUGCACUUGGAUUGAGUUAACAUUGAUGUACAUGAGGCUACUUGGGAACCAAAGUUUACUUUUUGUUCUCUUACAAAUUACUGUUGUUGUUUUAUGUAUGUGCCUUGAAAUUAACUUACAAUGUAAAGUCCUUGAAACUUUAAAAUGUUUUUGCACAAAAUGUAAAUAUAGAACUGAUGUUUUAUUUGGAAAUAAAAAAGCCAUGAGAUUUUAACUUUAACUUUAUUUACCUAAACCCUAAUAUUAAGGAUUCUCAUUUUCACACUCAUCAAGGGGAACAAAAAAAAGGAGAAAAAAGUGGUUUCACUGUUUAAAUAUCAGCCUAGAGGUCCUUUGUAACAAUAAUUCUGUUUCUUUUUUAAACAUACACAUUAGAGUAGGUGCUAAAUAUGUUUUGUCCAGUUGAGUACUAGAAAACCUGAGUUGGCAAGGAGUCAGUUCCUCAGUCUGGGGGAUGGAGACCUGAACAAUUUUCAUGGGGAAAUGGUGGAGAAAUGUUUCAUUGUCUCUGUACAGUAUCUGGCUCUUUCUCUGUCUCUGUUUCUAAGGUUGUUGUGCAUUGUUAAGAUGAUUUCGCAAUGAUCUGCAAACGGCAACGCCCAAGUUUAUUUGAAUGUGUUUUGUCAUUAAUUGUUUUACAUGCAUUGCAUCAUCACAUUAGUUAUUUUUCAGCUUGUAGGGGGACAGAGUGAUCAACCGUUACAUGAUGUGUUUAUCUACAGCCUUAUGGACUGGACCAUCUCAAUCACCCACACAUACGCAAACACACAGCCACACAUACAGUACAUACCCGCAUGUCUGCAUACACAGAAACACACAUGCACACACACACUCAGACACUGCUAAUCUUAUUGCCCAUCUGAUUUAUCAGAACCUUAAAGACUACUAUCCAAAAGUUAUUAAAUUGCAUGCUUGAAAAAAGCAGCUCAAAAAAUAACUUCAGUAUUAUCUGCUAUCAGACUUUAAUAGCACUGGGGCUUUGUGGUUGAGGUUGGGCUGUACUAGAGGGAUUUUUUUUUUCUUAUUAGAUUGCAUCAUAACUGUGCAUCCACUGUUUUUAAUCCAUUCCCAUGGCUUGUUUGGGCUUGCAGAUAAUUUGAUCUUGCUGAUAAUUCAUCACAGUUAGUCAAAUGCUGAAGUUCUCUAUUAAGUGCAUAUAGGGUAGAAGUUUAAAAGAAUUAAUUCAUUGUUCCAUCUGGUUCAUUGUAGGACCGGCUCCACUGGAACCCAACACUCUGUAUCUUCAGAUCAUUCUGGGAAAAAGGACAGGUUCUCUCCAAUAUUUUUGCCCUGCUUAAUUUCCAACAUGCCAUGGUCUGCUCUUCAUGCUUUACCCAGGAAAUGUCAGACCAUCAUGAAAAAUAUCUCUCUCAACUCAUUCUUACUGCUGACGUCAUGUGAGAUGUCACAGGAAUCAUGGAAUUCUGGGGGGAAAAACACAUCCUACUUGUGAAAUGUAAUUGGUGGAAUGAAAAAUAUUGUGUUUUA
This is a messenger RNA of Anguilla rostrata (American eel), 7295 nucleotides long. Its product is annotated as leucine-rich repeat transmembrane protein FLRT2-like. The record is from RefSeq and is a predicted model, not a curated record. NCBI's taxonomy places the organism in Eukaryota, Metazoa, Chordata, Actinopteri, Anguilliformes, Anguillidae. Gene Ontology annotation, molecular function: protein binding. The transcript has 2 exons. The coding region runs from base 957 to 2948 and encodes 663 amino acids.